AUGCCGCAAACACUCAGUACGAGAGAGGCCAACCUCUUCCGUACCGUUAUCCGCCAUUAUGAGGACAAGCAAUACAAGCGCGGCUUGAAGGCUGCCGAACAGAUCUUGAAGAAGAACCCGAAGCAUGGAGAUACAAUGUCGAUGAAGGCAUUGAUUCUCAACGCUCAGGGCAAGACAGAGGAGGCUUUUGGGCUAGCCAAGGAUGCUCUAACGAUUGACAUGAAGUCGUACAUCUGCUGGCAUGUCUACGGCAUUCUCUACCGCACCAACAAGAACUUCGACGAGGCCAUCAAGGCCUACAAAUUCGCUCUGAAGCUCGAGCCCGAUUCGCACCAGAUCCAACGCGAUCUAGCCGUUCUCCAGGUGCAGAUGCGCGAUUACCCAGGCUACAUACAGAGCAGAUUGGUGAUGCUGAAGGCGAGACCCCAACUUCGCCAGAACUGGACAGCCCUUGCCAUCGCAUACCACCUAGAUGGCAAUCUUCAACAGGCCGAGAAUAUUCUUAGCACCUAUGAGAAAUCUGUCACGGCCGCGCCCCUGAGAACCGACCUUGAAAAUUCGGAGGCACUUCUGUACAAGAAUUCGAUCAUUGCCGAAAUGGGGGAUUUUGAACGGGCCUUGGAACACUUGGAGGCGGAAUGCAAGGCCUGCCUUGACCGACUGGCCGUAAUGGAGCUUCGGGCCCGCUACCUGGCUGAACUGGGCCGGAAAGAGGAUGCCGCAAAGGCAUACCGAGCGUUGCUUGAUAGGAACUCCGAACACCCGGACUACUACAAGGGCUUGGUUGACGCCCUCGGUAUCGCUGCGGAUGACGAAACCGCUCUGAAGGCCGUGUAUGACGACUUUCGCGUAGCCGCCAAGGCGUACUUGACUCUGAUGUUCGACAAGGGGGUUCCCUCAACUUUCGCCAACUUAAAGCAUUUGUACUCGGACAACUUCAAAAAGGAGACCUUGCCUAUCUUGGCUGAGGAGUACUUGGAAGAGCACCGCGGCAACUCGUCCGCGAAUGGCGAUAGCUCCAAGGGCGAGGGGGCGGCUCUCUACUUUUUGGGGCAACACUACAAUUAUUUCAUGUCACGAGACCUCUCCAAGGCCACUGAAUAUGUCGAAAAGGCCAUCGAGUUGGACCCCAAGAACGUCGAUUUCCACAUGACGAAGGCCAGGAUAUUCAAACACCAGGGCGAGAUCGCAAAGGCUGCCGAAGCGAUGGACCAUGCCCGCUCUCUAGACACCAGAGAUCGCUACAUCAACUCCAAGGCCGCAAAGUACCAGCUACGGAACGACGAGAACGAGAAGGCAUUGGCAACAAUGGGCUUGUUCACGCGGGCCGAGACUGUCGGAGGGCCCCUGGUCGAUUUGACCGACAUGCAGUGCAUCUGGUUUUUGACCGAGGACGGUGAGGCGUGGCAGCGGCGGGGCGAUAUCGGCCUGGCCCUCAAGCGUUAUCACACCAUUUUCAACAUUUUCGACAUCUGGCAGGAGGAUCAGUUCGACUUUCAUAGUUUCUCCCUCCGAAAGGGGCAGAUCAGGGCAUACAUUGACCUCGUUCGCUGGGAGGACCAACUACGAGAGCACCCUUUUUACUUCCGGGCAGCUCUGGACGCUGUCAACCUCUACCUGUCGAUGUACGACAAACCACAGAAUGGAGCGAACGGUGUGGAAGGCAGCCAUACAAAUGGUGAAGACGCCGCCGCAGAAAAGAAGAAGGCAGCAAAGAAAGCCAGAAAAGAGGCCCAGAAGGCCGAGAGAGAGGCCGCUGAGAAGGCUGCCAAGCAGGACCCUAAUAAGGGCGGUGCCCAGAAGAACAAGGAUGGCGAGGAGGUGAAGAAGAAGGAUGAGGACCCGAACGGUGUGAAGCUCGCCGCUACAACUGAUCCUCUGGGUGACGCCAUGAAGUUUCUCCUGCACUUGCUGCAGUUCAGCCCGAAGAACAUUGAAGGCCAAAUCGCCGGUUUCGAGGUCUACAUCCGCAGGAACAAAUACCUUCCGGCUUUGCGCUGCCUUAAGGCGUCGCUUGCCCUUGACAAGGAUCACCCCAAGGUCUCAGAACAGGCGGCUCGGCUGCGGAAGGCAUUGGAGGGCGCCGUCGAUUCGCUGGCACCCAAGGCGAAGGAAGUCAUCGAAUCCGAGCUCGCUACUGUGCCUGGGGCUUAG
This is a messenger RNA of Chaetomium globosum CBS 148.51, 2154 nucleotides long. RefSeq lists its product as uncharacterized. Bases 1 to 2154 code for a protein of 717 amino acids. The record is from RefSeq and is a predicted model, not a curated record. NCBI's taxonomy places the organism in Eukaryota, Fungi, Ascomycota, Sordariomycetes, Sordariales, Chaetomiaceae. Gene Ontology annotation, molecular function: protein binding; protein-N-terminal amino-acid acetyltransferase activity. The transcript has 3 exons. Gene Ontology annotation, cellular component: cytoplasm; NatA complex. Gene Ontology annotation, biological process: N-terminal peptidyl-methionine acetylation.